AUGGGCGCUGCACAGGCCUGCUGCCAAGGCGGGUCGCAGAGGCUGGUCUUGCAGAGCACAUCCCUCCUUUACCUCGACAGGGAUGUUGAGAACGAUCGGGGAUCUGCGAAACCUAGCAGCAGAGACAGCAGUACGCCUCGGAUUGUCUCCGGAAAGCUCCGUGGGGUGCCUAUUCUGAGAAUACCUUCUUCAGCCUACCCGUGGACCGCCAGCAGCAUCGAGAGGAGUGAGGUGGAUGAGUUCAAGCACAUGCUGGGUAGUCAUGGCAUAGAUACGACGUGCUGGGGCAGCCAAGGCGCGAAGGCUGUCGAGCAGUUGUUCUGGGAGAUAUUUUACCAACAUGGUAGUAUACUGACUGGAAUUGGGACGGGGAAGCUGAAGCGAGUCACGCGCAUCUUAAAGUUGCGCAUACUCGCAGAGAUCAAUGGCAUUGACCAUGUGAUGGUGUCGCGACUGCAGUUCAUGCACGACGGCCAGCAGAUCCAGCGCCAGCAACUUCCUCUGCGAAGGUUGUGCUGGAAGAUGCCUUCCGACAACGCCUUGCUGCAAUCCUGUGAAAUCAACCUCUGUGAUGAGAACAACGAGUAUGCCGAAUCGUGGAAAAGCUGCUGGCCAUCUGUCCUGGAAGAUAGACUCGGGAUCUGCUCAUCCGCUUUUCAGCAUCAGCUGGAUGAGGUCACCAGCGCGUACAGCUAUCACACCGAAGACAAUGUCCACAGCGAGGGCUAUCCCGGGUUGAAGACCCUGUAUUGUGUGCAUCAGGUGACAUUUCGGGUGACGAACCCCGCUCACUCCAAGGUGGCGUGCAUUGGCCUGCCUCUUGGACAGGACUUUGCCACGGCCAACGACAACUUCUGCCUGGAGAGGUUCCACAGCAAGGACGCCUUGCCCAUAGGCUCCCAGCUCAACGUUUGGUCCUGGGCGCCUCUUAGCGAGUUUAACAAGGUGUACGUGAAGCCGAGCUUCUCGGAAACUACGACGAAGAAAGAGAAGAGUCCUGGUCGAGAAGAACCAGUUCCUCAGUGCGUUGAAGAUGAGCUGAUGAUGCGAAAACGUGUUCCCAUUUCGGCAUCCAUGUCCAAACUCGCAUCAAUGGACAAUGUCGCGCACGCAACUUCGGGCAAGACCCCAAAGAAGACCGCUCCGAACGCAAAGUUGCGUCGCGUUCUGUCGAGCAAGCGAACCGAUUGGCGCACCGUCAGGAAGAUUGCAAGCAAUAUGCUGGACAAGAACUACACCUUGUCCCAGUUCAUGCAGGACCUAGCUGCGUUUCCUGAGCUUUCACUUUACUUGCGGGAUGGAGUUGUGGAAACGGGAUCAGGGCGAACGGCCGAUGAUGAGUACCAGCGCACGAUAUGUGCCUUUUUCGCCAUCUACUGGCUGAUGCGCCUGGAUAUCGACGGUCGGCAGGGCUUCUGCUUUGGAACGGACGAAACAUGGACGGCCUUGAAGGAGUCCGCCGUGCAGGACGGGCAGGCCUUGAGGGUGCAGCCUCUAAGCUUUCGCUUACGGCUUCGCGGCUUCUCUUUCGUGGGAUGCUUCUGUCGAUUCACACUGGCGAGGUUUUGGUGA
Messenger RNA from Symbiodinium sp. CCMP2592, 1572 nucleotides. NCBI's taxonomy places the organism in Eukaryota, Dinophyceae, Suessiales, Symbiodiniaceae. The record is from the annotation of a GenBank genome assembly.